GCUAAGGUGCCGCCAUGGGGCUAAGUCCUGCUCCUGUCCUCAUCCUUCCUCUACUGCUGCUGGGGGCUUCAGUGGAAGGGCAGCCCCGGGGCCGGAUCCUGGGGGGCAGAGAGGCCGUGCCCCACCUGAGGCCGUACAUGGCCUCGCUGCAGCUGGACGGGCAGCACGUCUGUGGCGGCUUCCUCAUCGCCGAGCAGUGGGUGCUGAGCGCUGCGCACUGCACCGAGGAGACGGACGGCAAAUUCUUCCAGGUCCUCCUGGGUGCCCACUCGCUGUCGGAGCCGGAGCCCCACAAACGCCUGUAUCGGGUGCGCGCCCAGAUCGCCCACCCCGGCAGCAACAUCCACAACAACAAAGACGACCUCCUGCUCCUCCAGCUGGAGGAGAAAGCAGAGCUGAACUCAGACGUGCGGGUGCUGCCGAUCCAGCGGGAGGACAGGGACGUGGCUGCCGACACCGUGUGCCUGGUGGCCGGCUGGGGAGCCAUAAAGCACAGCGGCCGCCGGCCGGACAAGCUCCACGAGGUGGAGCGGCCGGUGGUGAGCCGAGACGUCUGCAACCACCGCAGCCACCACGACCAGACCAUCACCGACAAGAUGAUGUGCACCAACUCCCACAAGAAGGACAGCUGCAAGGGAGACUCCGGCGGCCCCCUGGUCUGCAACGGGGUGGCUGAGGGGGUGGUCACGGCCGGCUCCCGUGUUUGUGGCAACUACAAGAAACCUGCGAUCUACACCCGCAUCGCCCCCUACGCCGACUGGAUCGACAGCGUCAUGGCCUCUGCCGCUGGGGGUGAGGGGGACACUCGCUGAGCGCCCCCCCGGGGACCUGGCUGCACA
This is a messenger RNA of Indicator indicator, 839 nucleotides long. Its product is annotated as complement factor D-like. Lineage: Eukaryota; Metazoa; Chordata; Aves; Piciformes; Indicatoridae. Gene Ontology annotation, molecular function: serine-type endopeptidase activity. Bases 15 to 812 code for a protein of 265 amino acids. The transcript is spliced from 5 exons. Gene Ontology annotation, biological process: proteolysis. The record is from RefSeq and is a predicted model, not a curated record.